UCCAUUCCAUCAAUUGCAGAAAAACAAAAAAAUCACGAACUAGAGGGGGUGAAAGGUUAAAGUUUAAAAAAUCAUGGCGGCGGCCAAGCGUGUACUCUAUGUUGGUGGGCUUGCGGAGGAAGUGGAUGAGAAAGUUUUACACGCGGCAUUCAUUCCAUUCGGUGAUAUUACAGACAUUCAAAUUCCAUUGGAUUAUGAAACAGAAAAACACAGAGGAUUCGCCUUCAUUGAAUUCGAGCUUGCAGAGGAUGCUGCUGCCGCAAUUGAUAACAUGAAUGAAUCCGAGCUGUUUGGCAGGACCAUCAGAGUAAACAUCGCCAAACCCAUGAGGAUUAAAGAGGGUUCCUCUCGUCCAGUUUGGUCCGAUGACGACUGGUUGAAGAAAUUUUCAGGCAAAACUACAGAAGAGGGUGAAGAGGCAGUAUCAGCAAGUGGAGAACCAGCCAAUACAACAACACAGGAAGGUGAACCUCCAGCCAAAAAGGGAAGGAGCAACCCUCAGGUCUACAUGGACGUCAAGAUAGGAAACAAACCAGCCGGAAGAAUGCGCUUCAUGUUGCGAUCAGAUAUUGUUCCCAUGACAGCAGAAAACUUCCGCUGCCUCUGCACCCAUGAAAAGGGCUUUGGUUUCAAAGGUAGCAGUUUUCACCGAGUCAUACCACAGUUCAUGUGCCAGGGGGGAGAUUUCACUAACCACAAUGGCACUGGAGGCAAGUCUAUCUAUGGACGCAAGUUUGAUGACGAGAACUUUGUGCUCAAACAUACUGCCCCAGGGCAGUUGUCCAUGGCCAACUCUGGGCCUAAUAGCAAUGGCUCUCAGUUCUUCGUCACUUUAGACAAAACAGAUUGGCUUGACGGCAAGCAUGUGGUGUUUGGCGAGUUGAUCGAGGGUAUGGAUGUGGUGCGCGCUAUUGAGGCGCAAGGAUCAAAAGAUGGCAAGACCAAACAGAAAAUCAUUAUCUCGGACUGUGGGGAGUAUGUGUAAUAGCUGUGUAUGAGUGUUUAUGUGACUUUAAUUGUAAUUGUUGGAUAUGUGAACAUCUGAAUUAAACGGUAGUUCUUUGUUAGUUUUCAACAUUGCUUCAACGUUUUGUAUAGGUAAAUCAGUGAUGUAAAUAUGCCAAUAAAUGCUUUUAUAAGUA
Messenger RNA from Alosa sapidissima (American shad), 1142 nucleotides. RefSeq names its product peptidylprolyl isomerase E (cyclophilin E) (gene ppie). Gene Ontology annotation, molecular function: peptidyl-prolyl cis-trans isomerase activity; RNA binding. Gene Ontology annotation, cellular component: intracellular membrane-bounded organelle. The record is from RefSeq and is a predicted model, not a curated record. The coding region runs from base 74 to 985 and encodes 303 amino acids. NCBI's taxonomy places the organism in Eukaryota, Metazoa, Chordata, Actinopteri, Clupeiformes, Clupeidae. Gene Ontology annotation, biological process: protein peptidyl-prolyl isomerization; protein folding. The transcript has 10 exons.